Molecule: messenger RNA, 3379 nt
Organism: Episyrphus balteatus (marmalade hoverfly)
Lineage: Eukaryota; Metazoa; Arthropoda; Insecta; Diptera; Syrphidae
Product: isoleucine--tRNA ligase, cytoplasmic-like
Exons: 1
Coding region: 126-3353 (1075 amino acids)
Biological process (GO): isoleucyl-tRNA aminoacylation
Molecular function (GO): isoleucine-tRNA ligase activity; ATP binding; tRNA binding
Source: RefSeq, a predicted model, not a curated record
UUUCGUCAUGCAAUCGAAACUCUUGCACUUAAACAAUUUUAAUCAAAACAUUCACAUUUUAGUAUAUUUAAAGCUAUCAAGUUGUUAACUUUGAUCUUCUCUACGAUAAAAGACACACACAAAAAAUGUUUCAAAACCGUAACGAAUUCACAAUUCCCGAUUAUUUAAAUUUCCCAUCCGCAGAACAAGAAAUUUUAACUUACUGGAAAGAAAAUAAUAUAUUUGAACAAAUCCAACAAGAACGUCGUCAAUCGAAUUCCGGUUGUUAUUCCUUUUACGAUGGUCCACCAUUUGCCACCGGCCUCCCACACUAUGGCCACAUUCUAGCUGGAACUAUCAAAGACAUAGUCGGCAGGUAUGCUACACAAAAGAAUUUAUUAGUUGAACGUAGAUUUGGUUGGGAUUGUCAUGGUUUGCCAGUUGAACAUGAAAUUGAUAAGAAAUUGAACAUCAAAGGUCCCAAAGAUGUUCAAGCAAUGGGAAUUGCUAAAUACAAUUUGGAAUGUCGACAAAUUGUCCAAAGAUAUUCCGAUGAAUGGAAAACGACAGUUGAAAAGAGUGGAAGAUGGGUUGAUUUUGAUAAUGACUAUAAGACAAUGUAUCCAUCUUACAUGGAAAGCGUUUGGUGGGUUUUUAAACAACUUUUUGAUAAGGGUUUGGUUUAUAGGGGCAUUAAAGUGAUGCCAUUCUCGACGGCAUGUUGUACUCCUCUUUCGAAUUUUGAAUCCACACAGAAUUACAAAGAUGUCACAGACACAAGUGUGACUAUCGCUCUGAAUGUUGUUGAUUCCAAUGAGAAAUUACUCAUAUGGACGACAACUCCUUGGACACUACCAUCCAAUUUGGCCGUUUGUGUCAAUCCAAAGAUGAUUUAUGUCAAGGUCAAACCAUUGGCGGUUAAGGACGAUAUAGUCUAUAUCCUUUCUGGCAAUCGUCUUCAAUUUGUCUUUAAAGACCCCAGUGACUAUAUCAUAAUCGAAGAAUUCCCAGGUUCUUCCUUAAAAGAUCUUUCUUAUGAACCACUAUUCGACUACUUCUCUGAUUACCGCCAGAAAUCUGGAGCAUUUCGGGUUCUAUUGGAUAACUAUGUUACAGAUGACUCUGGAACAGGUAUUGUCCAUCAAGCUCCAUUCUUCGGUGAAGAUGAUCAUCGUGUUUGUCUAGCUAAUGGAGUUAUAACCAAAUCCAGUAAGAUAGUUUGUCCGAUUGACGAUUGUGGUCGAUUUACUGAAGAUGUUCCUGAUUUCGUUGGACUCUAUAUCAAAGAUGCUGAUCCUCUUAUCAUUUCCAAGCUAAAAGAACAUGGUCAUGUUAUUCAAAUUUCACAAAUCAUACAUAGUUACCCAUUUUGCUGGCGUUCGGAUACUCCUUUGAUUUAUAAGGCAGUUCCCUCUUGGUUCAUUCGGGUGGAAAAACUUACCGAUCAACUUUUGGCCAAUAAUGCCCAAACUCAAUGGGUUCCAGAUGUUGUUAAAGAGAAACGAUUUGCUAAUUGGCUUAAAAAUGCACGUGACUGGGCAAUUAGUCGCAAUCGCUAUUGGGGAACUCCAAUUCCAAUCUGGUCAUCACCAUCUGGCGCAGAAAUACGUUGCAUUGGAAGCAUUGCAGAUCUCCAAAGAUUGUCGGGUGUGGAUGAUGUCAAAGAUCUUCAUCGUGAGUUUAUUGAUGAUUUGGAAUUUCCCUCAAAAAUACCAGGUAACCCACCACUACGAAGGAUUCCCGAGGUAUUCGAUUGUUGGUUUGAAUCGGGAGCAAUGCCCUAUGCUCAGCAACACUAUCCAUUUGAGAAUAAAGAGCAUUUUGAAAAGAUUUUUCCAGCUGAUUUUAUAGCAGAAGGUAUUGAUCAGACUCGAGGAUGGUUCUACACUUUGCUGGCCUUGUCAACGGCUUUAUUUAAUAAGCCUCCAUUUAAAAAUGUUAUUGUUAAUGGAUUGGUUCUUGCUGCUGAUGGAUCAAAGAUUUCGAAACGAAAGAAAAACUAUCAAGAUCCAGAGACAAUUAUGGAUAAAUAUGGAGCUGAUGCUUUAAGGCUUUAUCUUAUCAACUCGAAUUUGGUUAAAGGAGGUGAUCUUUGUUUUAAGGAAGAAGGGGUUAAGAAUAUUAUUAAAACUGUUUUUCUGCCAUGGUAUAAUGCUUUUAGAUUUUGCAUUCUUAAUAUCGAUAAGGAUUCAAUGUUCUCGAAGAUAACGGAUAAAGGAAACCUAAGUAACAUCAUGGAUCGAUGGAUUCUUUCAUACACAGAAUCGUUGGUUGAGUUUUUUGAGAUGGAAAUGCAAGCCUAUCGGCUCUAUACUGUCCUUCCGAAACUUAUUAAAUUCAUUGAGCAAUUAACCAAUUGGUACAUCCGACUAAACAGAUCUCGUUUAAAGAACGAAGAAGGCGAUCAAAAUCGUCAAGAGUCUUUGAAUGUUCUUACACAUGUUUUAGCAAAGCUAUCGAUUGUAAUGGCGCCAUUUGCACCAUUUUUUUCGGAAUAUGUUUACCAAAGGCUUGCACUUUUCUACAAGUUUGAUGGAGGGAAGAAAUCCUCAGUUCACAGUGUUCUCAUUCCCAAGAUAAACCAUGACUUUAUUCAACCAUUGGACGAGUUGAGUGUUGCACGAAUGCAAAUAAUCAUCGAUUUGGGAAGGGUUCUUAGAGAACGUAAUGUCAUUCCACUUAAGUAUCCAGUAGCUGAAUUGGUUAUUGUCCAUUUGAGUGAAGAUUUCCUCAACGAAUUAGAACGAAUGAAAGAAAUCAUCCUAAAAGAGCUUAAUGUUCGUAAGAUAAGAUUCACAACUGACCGUCAGGAAUUUGGGGCAUCAUUUAAAGCACAACCAAACUUUCAAAUACUUGGACAAAAAUAUAAAAAUGAAUUUAAAAUUAUGAUGAAAGAAAUUAAGAACCUUUCUGAUGGUGAGAUCGAAAAAGGUUUAAAAGAGAAAAGAUUUGAAGUGAAUGGUCAUGAAAUUUCGCUGGAAGAGAUACAAAUUGCGUUUGCAUUUAAAAAGAACAAUGAUACACAUUUUGAGUCCAUCAGUCAAAAUGAUGUUUUAAUUUUCAUGGACUUUAACAAGAGUGAGGAGUUGUUUGAAGAAGGGACUGCUCGUGAAAUUAUUAAUCGUAUACAAAAAUUGAAGAAGAAAGCUAAAUUGCAACCAAGUGAUAAGGUUUUGGUGGUGUAUGAGACUAAAGAAGAGAGUCUUCAGAAAAUUAUACUUAAAUAUUAUGACUUCAUUCAUCAACCAACACAAUCUGAGAUGAUGGAUUUGGAAGGUUUUCAGUCUUUACAAAAAUCUGGAGAAAAGAUUAUCCAAGACGAUGUUGAUAUAAAAGGGCUUUGUAUGAGGUUGCAUUUAUACUAUGAACAUUGAUUUUUUUUUUGUUAGAAAUAAAUUAA